Haemonchus placei is the source of this 642-nucleotide messenger RNA. NCBI's taxonomy places the organism in Eukaryota, Metazoa, Nematoda, Chromadorea, Rhabditida, Trichostrongylidae. The record is from the annotation of a GenBank genome assembly.
GAUUGUGCAAUGGAAUGGGUUGUAACCGAUCAGGAUCGUAAGCGUUUGCAAAAUCUAGCGGAAUUUGCCAGUGAAGACAACAAAGGCGCUUUAAAGAAGUUUUGUGCUAAAGAGAAAUUAUCUCUUGAGGAUAUCACUACGAUUAAGAAUUUUCAGGAUGUCUUGCCGAAAGAUGCACCUCUGUUCCUGUUUCUCAACAACCUUACCAUCCAUCAUGAAAAUGUAGUGUACAAAGCUUCGGAUGAAUUUCGUGCGAAAACGGAAAUGCUUCGUCGGAAACAAGAGAACAUGGCUUACAAAAGGAUUGUCCAAUCCGUUGACGCUAGUCAAAAGUACGGAAAGAUCGAUCACAUGGAAAAUUUUGGAGCAGAACUUCGUGCAGUAAAUCGACAAUUGAUAAACAUCAUCAACAUUGUGAUAACGGUUGUCGGCGCUUUCUUUUUUGGAUUCUCCGGUGUUCAAUUUGCAUAUCCUCAUCUACAUCUUGACAUUGCUACCCGAUUUAUUAUAGGUCUUAUUCCUGCAACAAUAGUAUUUUUCGCAGACUUAUACUUUGUAAUAAAAAGUAUGGAUCAGGACGAUACUAAGGAUUGUCCACCUGGUGUGUUAAGUUUUAAGGAAAUGGCUAAGAAGAACGAGUAG